Molecule: messenger RNA, 2662 nt
Organism: Dendrobium catenatum
Lineage: Eukaryota; Viridiplantae; Streptophyta; Magnoliopsida; Asparagales; Orchidaceae
Product: inactive leucine-rich repeat receptor-like serine/threonine-protein kinase At1g60630
Exons: 2
Coding region: 434-2476 (680 amino acids)
Biological process (GO): protein phosphorylation
Molecular function (GO): protein binding; protein kinase activity; ATP binding
Source: RefSeq, a predicted model, not a curated record
UGCAGCUCGGAGCUUUAAAUUCCAUCACUCGUUUCCUGAGUGCUCCCACUCUCGCUUCAUCUUUUUCGUAACCCCUCACCUGCUUGUCUCUUGGAAUUUGUCCAAAGCUCUUGUUCGCACAGAGGGACUAAACCUAAACCCUAAAGAGCUCCUCCUGCCUUUCCUGCCUCCGCCAAGAGAAAAUUAUAGAUUUUGUGGAUUGAUGAGGAAACGGAGAUCCACCGGAUCCAAGAAACGCCGAUACAGAAAACAGUAACGCCAUUAUUAAUUUGGACUUCGAGGUAAAACGACCACCUUCCAUUAUUAUUUUUGUUUAUUAGGUUAGGAAAAAGAGGAGCACGGCCUCGCUCCCCAAUCCCAUUCACGUGGUACCAUUGGGCUCCAUCUUCAAUGGAUCUAGGGUUUUGGAAGGGUUAGUCGCGAGGAAAAAGAAAUGGGAUCAAAGUUACCGUAUUUGAUCUAUUUUGGUCUGUUUCUCUUAUUCCCAUGUUCUACUUUCUCCGGCGAUGUGGAUGCUCUGCUUUCGCUCAAAACUGCCCUUGAUGCGCACGACCGCCUUCCAUGGCGAAGGGAAUCCGGCGACGAGCUCUGCACUCGGUGGUUGGGAGUUAAGCAAUGCUCCCCUGACGGCAGAGUCAUAAAGCUUGUCCUCGAAUUCCUCAACCUAACCGGAACCCUAACGACAGAAUUACUAACCCCUCUCGACCAACUUCGCGUCCUCAGCUUCAAAUCCAACUCGCUUUUCGGCGAAAUUCCUAACCUUUCCGUUUUACCCAACCUCAAAUCGCUUUACCUCAAUAACAACCUCUUCUCCGGUCAAAUCCCUGUCUCCCUCGCCGCCAUCCACCGCCUCAAAACCAUUGUCCUGUCCAAUAACCGCCUCUCCGGCAACAUUCCCACCGCCAUUACAAAGCUUCCUCGACUCUACUGCCUUCAGCUACAAACCAACCGCCUUACGGGAACUAUCCCGGCACUUAAUCAACCCACUCUCCGUUUCCUCAACCUCUCAGGCAACUACUUGUCCGGCGAAAUACCGGUGACGCUCGCAUUUUCUCGCUUCAACGAAUCAUCUUUCCUCAACAACCCCGGCCUCUGUGGCGCACAAAUAGGGCGUCCCUGUUCUAAAAAUGAAAUCUUUUCGCCGUCCCCCACCACAAAGGCCCCGCUCUCUUCUUCCCACCAUCGAAACAGAAAGAGGCUUGCAGCGAUCAUUGCCGGUUCGGUCGCCGGUUUCUUGGUUCUUCUUAUAUGCUUGGGUUUGGUAGUCCUUAUGGCUUCCAUGAAAAAGAGGAAUGCUGGAAGAAGCAAAGCCGUUGAUGGAAACGGUGCCAUUGAUCCCGCCGCCGAUAUAGCAGCCCCCGCCACCGGCGGCGGCAUCGGUGGCGGAAAGGUCACAUUUUCAUGGGAGGGAGAGGGGUUAGGGAGGCUUGUCUUUGUAGGGGGAGUGAGUGGACUAUAUAGUUUGGAGGAUUUGCUCAAGGCUUCGGCGGAGACAUUGGGGAGGGGAACGGUGGGGAGCACUUAUAAGGCCGUGAUGGAGUCUGGCUUCAUUGUGACAGUGAAGAGGUUGACGGAAACGGCGAUUGCCCCGGCAGCUCCGGAGGAGUUCCGGCGACGGAUGGAGGACCUUGGGCGGCUGCGCCACCCGAAUCUCGUGGCUCUCCGGGCCUACUUUCAGGCAAAGGAGGAGCGGCUGCUUGUCUAUGAUUACUUUCCGAACGGGAGUUUGUUCUCUCUCAUACAUGGUUCACGGCCGAGCGGAUCAGGGAAGCCUCUUCACUGGACUUCUUGUCUUAAAAUUGCAGAGGAUGUGGCGACAGGUCUUCUUUAUCUCCACCAAUCUGGAGCCAUUCAUGGUAAUCUCAAGUCCUCAAAUGUUCUCCUCGGCCCGGAAUUUGAGUCUUGUCUCACAGACUUCUACCUGCUCCUCCAUUCCCCGGACUCCGACUUCUCCUCUUCUUCCUCCUCCUCUCUCUUCUACCGUGCUCCUGAAUGCCGCAACCCCCAUUGCUCCUCCUUCUCCCCGGCCUCCGACGUCUAUAGCUUUGGCGUCCUCCUCCUCGAGCUCCUCACCGGCAAAACUCCCUUCCAUGACCUCAUGGAUCAGCAUGACGCCGAAAUCCCUGCUUGGGUCCGUGCGGUCCGUGAUGAGGAGAAGGAAACUGGUGGGUCCGUAGACGACCCUUCGGCAUCGAGCGGUGGUGAUGCGGCGGCAGAGGAAAAGCUCGCCGCAUUGCUUGGGAUAGCGACUGCUUGUUUGGCAAGGGACCCGGAGGUGCGUCCGGCAACAAAGGAGGUGGCGAGGAUGAUACGGGAGGCAAGAGCAGAGGGGGCGGCAUCAGUGUCUUCGAAUAGCAGUGGUGGUGGUGGUGGAGGAGAGAAUAACGAGCACUCGCCAGGGCGGUGGUCGGAUACUGUGCAGAGUUUGCCGAGGGAGUAUGGUUCAGAGCAUCUCAGUUUUGCAGAGAGGAAUUGAUUCCAAUUUGGGAAGUUUACCGCUGGGAAUUUGAAUUUGAAAUGGGAGGAGAGCGUUGGCGGGAUUAAUAUUUAACGGUCAAAUUAAUUAAAAAUGUUGAAGUGGGCUUUUAUUUUCGUGAUUUGUAGAGUUUGAUGUAAAUCUUUUAUUGGAAUUUAGUCAUGGAAAUGUGAUCCUUUUGUUUGA